AUGGCUUUCACGCUCAAGAGUGAAGUCAUCAUCUUCCUUGCUCUAAUUCUUGGCGCUUGGGCAUGGCUUGCGGUGUCGGUCCGCAUGUUGCGCGAGCCCACCGUUUCUGAGCAGCACGAGGAAUGGAUGACUGAAUAUGUUCGGACCUACGAGGACCCAAAGGAGAAGGCAAAACGCCAGGCGAUUUUCGCCGAGAACAUGCUGUUCAUUGCAGAUUUCAAGAAGUCCGGGAAACAGACUUUCGAGUUAGGUUUCAACCGAUUCUCAGACUUGACCAACGAGGAGUUCGUGCGAAGCCAUACGGGAUACUUGGCACCCAAGCGACCAGAGCAUGCCGAAAUGAUGUUGUUUAGACACCAAAAUCUGGCCGGAGGUAUUCCCGAUAGCAUCGACUGGGUACAGAAAGGUGUCGUAAACCAGGAUAAGUAUCAAGGCCAGUGUCGAUCCUGCUGGGCAUUCUCAGUCGUAGCAGCAGUAGAAGGAAUUGUGGGGAUCACAAGCGGCAAACUACCGGCGCUCUCCGAGCAACAACUGAUAGAUUGUGAUACCACAAGCUAUGGCUGCAGAGGCGGUUCCCCUGACAAUGCUUUCAAGUACAUUGUCCAAAACCAAGGAAUUGCAUCCCAGGGUACCUACGCAUACUAUGAUAUGGAUGGGACCUGCAACUCAACGAAAGCAGCAGAACGCGCGGCGCAGAUCAAGGGUUUCGCCGAUGUGCCGCCCGGUGAGGAGGAGCUCAUGAAGGCAGUUGCGCAGCAGCCAGUUACGGUCGUAAUUGCAGCUAGCGGGCGGGAGUUCCAAAGCUAUAAAUGCGGCGUGUUCAAUGGGGAUUGCGGCUCCCAGCUGGACCACGCUGUUGUCGUGGUUGGGUACGGGACUAGUGAGGACGGGACCGAUUUCUGGAAGAUCAGGAACUUGUGGGGCGAGGCAUCGGGUGACAUCUUCUUUAUAUGA
Syzygium oleosum is the source of this 954-nucleotide messenger RNA. Its product is annotated as zingipain-2-like. The transcript has 2 exons. The record is from RefSeq and is a predicted model, not a curated record. Bases 1 to 954 code for a protein of 317 amino acids. NCBI's taxonomy places the organism in Eukaryota, Viridiplantae, Streptophyta, Magnoliopsida, Myrtales, Myrtaceae. Gene Ontology annotation, molecular function: cysteine-type endopeptidase activity. Gene Ontology annotation, cellular component: lysosome.